UCCGGUCAUAAAAAAAUGUAUAGAAAAAGCAAAAAUACUCCGUGAAUAAGUUGGUGGCGUCUGAGAGAGAGAGAGAGAGAGGAAGUUUGAGCGCAGAGAUCCAUAAAAACGACACCACUUUGAUUCUCUCACCGCUCACUCUCAGAUUCAUUCAUUACAUAUACAUACAAACGCACACUGUUCUCUCUUCUCCUUUAACCGCUUCUUCUUCUUCUUCCUCCUUUCCAAGUUGCUUUGCUCUCGACAACCAAUUUGUAUAUACAGAGUAUUGUUAUUGUUAUAUAUAAAUAGAAUAGAUAGGUAUAGAGAGCUGAGUUUGGAGAUAGGAAGUGUAUAGAUUGGGAAUUGGAGGGAGAAUGGGGUCGUCGGCGAUGUCGUCGUGGUUGAUGUCAGCAUGCAUGAGAGUUGGCUGCGGGAAGGAGAAUGAGAAGGUGCUUUUUGAGUGUUCGUCGAUUUGCUCGAGGCCGGAGAGUGGAUUGGGUUCAGUUGCUUGUCGGAGUAGUAGUUGUGGGAGUAUUAUGAGGAGAAGUAUUGGCCUCUCUUCUUCCGAUUCUGGAUUUGUGGAUAAUGCCUUCUCUUCGCUCUCCGGAUGCAGGAGGCGCAGUAAAUCUAGCGGCGUUACUCACUCUGCAGAGGUAAUGGCAGCUGUCGUGCAACCUGCCAUGGAAGUUGCAACUAAGAAGAAACCAUCCACCAAGGAAAGGCGAGUAGUUGUGACUGGGAUGGGUGUUGCGACACCAGUUGGUCAUGAACCCAAUGUCUAUUAUGAAAACCUUCUUGAAGGUGUUAGUGGCAUAAGUGACAUAGAGACUUUUGAUUGUUCCCAGUUUCCAACAAGAAUUGCUGGAGAGAUCAAGUCCUUCUCGACUGAUGGUUGGAUUGCACCAAAGCUUUCAAAAAGAAUGGACAAGUUUAUGCUUUACAUGUUGACUGCUGGGAAGAAGGCAUUGGCUGAUGCUGGAAUUAAUAAUGAUUUGAUGGAUGAAAUGGAUAAAAAGAAAUGUGGAGUUUUGAUUGGCUCUGCUAUGGGUGGGAUGAAGGUUUUCAAUGAUGCAAUAGAGGCUUUGAGGAUUUCAUACAAGAAGAUGAAUCCUUUUUGUGUACCUUUUGCUACUACUAACAUGGGUUCUGCCAUACUUGCAAUGGAUCUGGGUUGGAUGGGACCAAAUUAUUCAAUUUCGACUGCAUGUGCUACAAGCAACUUCUGUAUAUUGAGUGCUGCUAACCACAUCAUUAGAGGUGAAGCUGAUGUGAUGCUUUGUGGUGGAUCUGAUGCGGCUAUUAUACCAAUUGGUUUGGGUGGGUUUGUAGCUUGCAGGGCACUUUCUCAGAGAAACAAAGAUCCUACUAAAGCUUCACGACCCUGGGACAGUGGUCGUGAUGGAUUUGUCAUGGGGGAAGGAGCUGGGGUUUUACUCCUGGAAGAGCUCGAGCAUGCCAAGAAAAGAGGUGCAACUAUAUAUGCUGAAUUUCUCGGUGGAAGCUUCACUUGUGAUGCUUAUCACAUGACAGAGCCUCAUCCCGAAGGCACCGGUGUUAUCCUAUGUAUAGAGAAGGCCUUAGCUCAGUCUGGGGUAUCUAGGGAAGACGUGAACUAUAUAAAUGCACACGCAACAUCCACACCAGCUGGGGAUCUCAAGGAGUACCAAGCACUUGUUCAUUGUUUUGGCCAGAAUCCGGAGUUACGAGUGAACUCAACAAAAUCAAUGAUUGGUCACCUUCUAGGAGCAGCUGGUGGUGUGGAGGCUGUAGCAACUGUUCAGGCAAUUCGGACUGGAUGGGUACAUCCAAAUAUUAAUCUUGAAAACCCAAGUGAUGGUGUGGAUUUAAAGUUCCUUGUCGGCCCCAAAAAGGAAAAACUUGACAUCAAAGUAGCAUUAUCGAAUUCAUUUGGAUUUGGUGGCCACAAUUCAUCGAUAUUAUUUGCUCCAUACAAGUAAUAGAUGCAUGAAAAGACUGGCCUGUCUACUAUGGUCGGCCCCAAUGGUUAAAGCAAACGAAUUUCAUACAUCAGUCUGGAUUCCAGAUCACUGUGAAGUUCCUAAAACAUGCUGCCUUUUUUGAAAGCUAUUGUUGUCUCCUCAACGAACCAGACAGCUCUCCUAUGCCGUAUGCUUUUUUGUUUUUCUUAUUCUACUCGCCCCUAGCAAAACCUGUGUUUCUUCUGUAUGAUUUUUAGAGCUCGAUUAAGUAGUGUGCCCUUUGUAGUGGGGAAUUGGUAGGGAGAACUUUUCUUCUCCGUAGUUGGUAGACCAACCUGUUUCUCUUGUGGAUUUUGGAUUAAUGUCUUUUUAGCCUGCUAGCAUAUGACUAUAGUCUAUAGUAGAGUAAGGCCAAGAGUACAUUCUUUACUUUCUUGGAAGAUGGUACAAAUAGCGCGUGUAAGCAAAUUUACUCUCCAUUUGUAGUUUGCAAAUUUCAGUUGAUAUCUGAAUGAUUUGUAUUGCCCAA
Messenger RNA from Ipomoea triloba (trilobed morning glory), 2451 nucleotides. RefSeq names its product 3-oxoacyl-[acyl-carrier-protein] synthase II, chloroplastic-like. The record is from RefSeq and is a predicted model, not a curated record. Bases 357 to 1940 code for a protein of 527 amino acids. Gene Ontology annotation, cellular component: chloroplast stroma. The transcript is spliced from 14 exons. Gene Ontology annotation, biological process: fatty acid biosynthetic process. Lineage: Eukaryota; Viridiplantae; Streptophyta; Magnoliopsida; Solanales; Convolvulaceae. Gene Ontology annotation, molecular function: 3-oxoacyl-[acyl-carrier-protein] synthase activity.